This is a messenger RNA of Hypanus sabinus (Atlantic stingray), 5116 nucleotides long. RefSeq names its product F-box protein 41 (gene fbxo41). The transcript has 13 exons. Lineage: Eukaryota; Metazoa; Chordata; Chondrichthyes; Myliobatiformes; Dasyatidae. The coding region runs from base 342 to 2750 and encodes 802 amino acids. The record is from RefSeq and is a predicted model, not a curated record. Gene Ontology annotation, molecular function: protein binding.
GAUGUGAAUAUUUUCAUCGCGGCGAUUGGAAUAAAUGGGAAUAUGUGGAAAAUGUGGAAACGCCGAAAAUGAUUCAAUUCGAUGAAAAAAAUAUUUAGUUCGGUCCUGCACCUACUGAUGAUUUUAAGUCUGGAAAGUUAAAAUGAAAAUUCAAAUGAAGGAACUGGUAAAUUGAUUUGGAAGAAAAUUGUAAUGUCUGUAUUAUGAUGCUACUUUAUCUUCAGUCUGUACUGCCUUUAUGGUUUUAUGAUGAAGAUGUAUGAGAACAUUCGUGCACUAUGAGAAGUGAUUCUCUUUUUGAGCAGAGCAAUACAGGUCAAUGUUGUGGGACUGUUUGAGGUAUGGCCUCUUUGGAUCUACCCUACCGCUGUCCAAGAUGUGGGGAACACAAGCGUUUUAGGAAUCUUUCUUCAUUGCGAGCUCAUCUGGAAUACAAUCAUACAUAUGAGACACUUUACGUCCUUUCAAAGUCUAAUAGCAUCUGUGAUGCUGGUAUUUUAUCUUCAGGAGGUGACAAAUCAAUUCUGAUACCUACUUCCUGUAAAGAAAUCUUUGAAAGCACCUCAUUUAGGAGCAAAGAACAGAGAUACUUAUAUGAUUUAGAGUGCGGGGAGGAAUUAUCCCAUGGUUCCACCUGUUAUUUACCUGAAGUCGAAGGCGCAGUAAACGAAAUAUUCAUGAGAAAGGCAGUGACUCCUUCCACUCCCCCUGCAGCUCUAGCUGCAGCUGCAGUAGAUGCUGUUUAUGAGGAGGGGCUGGCUCGGUUAAAGAUCCAAGCUUUCGAGAAACUAGACUUGAAUGAGCGCUUAGAAAAGCUGUCGGAGGAGGUGGAGCAGAAGAUCACAGCCCGAGUGGAUAAGCUUCAGAUAGAACUUGAAAAGAAAAGCUCAGAACUGGAAAAAGCCAAGCAAGAAAGCAUACGGUUGAGCCAAGAAAAGCAAAAUCUUGAAGAGAAGGCUACUGAACUAUCACGGCAAGUUGAUGUGAGUGUAGAAAUGCUGGCUACAUUGAAGCAAGAUUUGGUGCAGAAGGACCAGGAGCUAGCCAGGAAACAGCAAGAGGUGUUACAAAUCGAUCAAUUCUUACAAGAGACAGCAGCACGAGAAGCAAAUGCAAAAGUCCGUCUGCAACAGUUCAUUGAGGAGCUUUUGGACAGAGCAGACAGAGCCGAAAAGCAGCUAAUGGUCAUCAGUAGUUGUGGUACGACACCAAAUGGCAGCCUAGGAAGAUGUAGUAAUCCAGGUGCAAAAGGAAUUAGAAAACAACAGGGUGAAAGAUAUGCAACAGCAAGUGGAAUUUCCCGAGGAAAUAUGCUUGUAGCUGAGCAACAGUCAUUACCAAAUGUCAGACCAAAGCCACUUGCUCAUGUGACACGAUGCUAUGAUAGUGAUGGUUUUAUGCAAUCUGCAGACAUACAACACGUAGAACAGAGUCCAGAGCGGAACUAUCAUCACAAACAAACCCGUAAUUCAGAAACUAAGUGCAUUAAAGAUCCCAUAUCACGAAAUUCAGCACUGCGCAGACAGGCUGUUGAAAAUUGGCAUCGGAGGCCAUAUCGUAACAGCACAGAGGGAGAAGAAGGUGAUGUAUCCGAUGCAGGAUCCAGGACAACGGAAUCAGAAGUGGAAGUUUGGGAGCAAGAAAGUAGAAGUUCAACAGAGCCACAGAAAUUUGGAUCCAAUCGUGCUAGGGCUUAUCGACUCAGUACUAGUAAUGCCAAAGCAGUUAAUUACAAAACAGCCAAACAUCAGAAGAGCAGUCCCUCACGAUCAAAUGAAGUCAUCAGCCCUGAGGUGCUGAAGAUGCGAGCAGCACUAUUUUGUAUUUUCACAUACCUGGACACCAAGACAUUAUUGCAAACAGCUGAAGUCUGUCGGGACUGGAAAUAUGUGGCUAGACAUCCAGCAGUUUGGACCAGAGUUCUACUGGAGAAUGCCAGAGUGUCUUCUAAGUUCAUGGUGACCCUUUCCCAGUGGUGUACACAGACCCACUCUCUUACUCUUCAAAGCAUCAAACCCCGUCCAAAAGGGAAGAAGGAGAGCAAGGAGGAAUAUCUUAAAAGCACACAUGGCUGUCUGGAGACAGGACUGGAAUCCAUGCUGAAGGCUGCUGGCAGCAAUCUCCUAAUCCUGAAGGUUUCCCAUUGUCCAAACGUACUGACUGACCGUUCACUUUGGUUGGCAAGUUGCUACUGCCGCGCACUUCAAGCAGUAACUUAUCGAAGUUCAACAGAUCCAGUUGGCCAUGAAGUGAUUUGGGCUUUGGGAGCUGGCUGCAGAGACAUAAUUUCCUUGCAAGUUGCACCAUUACAUCCUUGCCACCAGCCAACACGGUUCAACAACCGCAGUCUACAGAUGAUCGGGCGCUGUUGGCCACAUUUGCGAGCUCUGGGAGUUGGGGGUGCAGGAUGUGGAUUGCAGGGGCUGGCCUCCUUGGCUCGGAACUGUAUCCGGUUGCAAGUACUGGAACUUGAUCAUGUGACCGAAAUAAACCAGGAGGUAGCAGCAGAAGUUUGUCGAGAGGGUCUAAAAGGAUUAGAAAUGCUGGUACUAACAUCAACCCCAGUCACACCGAAAGCUCUGUUACAUUUUAACAGUGUCUGUCGCAGUUUAAAAUCUAUUGUGGUGCACAUUGGGAUAACUGAUUACUUUGAGGAGCCAGGCAGCCCAGAAGCUCGGAGAUUGUUUGAAGAAAUGGUUGGCAAACUUCAGAUUCGAACAGAAGAAGAGCGUCCUGCCCCCUCCAGAUGAACCGGACCUGGUGGCAUCGAGAUGCAUCGUCACUGAAGAGGACAUUAGAAGGGCCUUCCUGAAGAUAAAUCCAAGGAAGGCAACAGGCCCAGAUGGCGUCCCAGGUGUGGUAAACUAUGUAUACCUGUCUGGACAUGCCCCUCUGCUGACUGCUCCUGUGGCUCCUCCCACAGACCCCUGUAUAAAGCGAUUGGAGGCACUCCUCUCUCAGUCUCCGAGAAGCCGUGCUCCGUUUUGCUGCUAAUAAAAGCCUAUCGUUCACCUCCUGUCUCCGAGAGUUAUUAAUGGUGCAUCACCAGGAUGGGUUCUCCGGGCCUGUGCAAGCGAGCUAGCUGGAGUGUUUGCUGACAUCUUCAACUGCUCCCUGCUUCAGUCUAAGAUCCCCUCGUGUUUUAAGAAGGCAAUGAUAAUCCCAGUGCCGAAGAAGAGUAAGGUGGCAUGCCUGAAUGACUAUCGACCUGUGGCUCUUACAUCAAUUGCUAUGAAGUGCUUCGAGCGAUUGUUUGUGGCACACAUCAACCAUAGCCUACCGGUCAACCUUGACGCUUUGCAAUUCACCUAUUGGAGCAACAGGUCAAUGGGUGAUGCCAUCUCUCUGGCACUACAAUCCUCCUUGGAACAUCUGGAGAAUAAAGAUGCAUAUGUAAGGCUCCUUUUCAUUGACUACAGCUCUGCCUUUAAUACCAUCAUUCCAAAUAAACUGAUUCCUAAGCUCCAGAACCUGGGUCUUAGUACUCAGAUCUGCAGCUGGAUCUUCAUUGUCAUCUUUACAAUCUUUUUAUUGAUACAUAAUCUUCUACAGCUAUGAAAUGUUACAAAACUUCAACACAUUGAUAUAUAUAUAUACACAUUAAUAAAGCUGAAGAAAAAAGCUGAUCGUAAUAUAUGAAAAUGAAAAAAAAAUUUAUAAGGAAAAGAAGGGAAAAAAAGAGAAACCCAACAAACUAAAAAAAAAACCACCAACUACAAAAAAAAAGAAAAAAAGAGAAAAAAAAACAUUAUGAAUCAACCCCCGGAGCAAUAUGCCUUACCAUCAUCUAUAUAUAUAAAGAAAAAGAAUCAUCACCUGCCCAUUCAUGUUUAUAUAGAAUAAAAUUGGAAGGAAACCAUAUAAAAUAAUUCAAAUUAAAUGAUAAUAUUUGACAAAAGAUCCCCAUCUUCUCUCAAAAUCGAAUUGAGAAUUAAAAGUUCUACUAUUUUUUUCCAAACUGAGACAUAACUUUACUUGAGAAAAUCAUUGAAUUAAUGUAAGGAAAGAGGUAUCUUUCUAUUUUAAUAAAAUAGCCCUUCUUGCCAACAAUGCAACAAAUGCAAUUGCAUGUUGAUCUGAAGAUGACAUACCCUGAAUAUGAUGCAGAACUAUUCCAAAUAGAACAGUCAAUGUAUUAGAUUGUAAAUUAGUUUUCAGAGCUUUAGAAAUUAUAGAAAAUAAAGAUUUCCAAAAAGAUUUUAAUGAAGAACAUAACCAGAACAUAUGUGACAAAGUGACUACUUCAGUUUUACACCUAUCACAGUAAUCGUCUAUGCUAGGAAAUAUUUUAGAUAGUCUCUCCUUUGUUAAAUAAUAACAGUGAACAAUUUUUAAUUGAAUUAAACAGCGACUGGCACAUAUCAAAGAAGAAUUUACCAUAUUCAGAGCUCGCAACCAAUCUUCAUUAACAAAGGUCAUAUUAAGUUAUCUCUCCCAAUCUUGUUUGAUCUUUAGUGAGAGGUUAUCUUUUUGUAGUAAAAAUAAAUUAUAAAUUUUACCAAUGGAACCUCUUACUAAAGGAUUCAAAUCCAAAAUGGUAUCCAACAAAUCAGAUUCUUGCAUAUAUGGAAACUUAGAUAAGUAUUGUUGUAAGAAAUGUCUAAUCUGAAAAUAUUGCAGAAAGUGUGUAUAAGAGAGAGAAUGCUUGCUAAUUAACUCUUCAAAAUUCAUCAAUCGACCAUCACAAAAUAAUUCUGUCAAAGAAUGGAUCCCCUUAUUUCUCCAUAAGAGAAAAAUGGGAUCGGUUAUUGAAGGUUUAAAUAAAAAAUUUUGAUAUAGAGAACUAGACAAUUUAAGUUGUUUAAAAUUUUAAAAAUUGCGAAACUGAAAUCAAAUCCAUAAGGACUGUUUAAUAAUAGGGUAGAGAUUUAAAUUUGGAAUUUUAGAGAGCUGUAAAGGUAAUAGAGCUCCUAAUAAUGAGGUUACAUAAAAUUUACAGCUUUUAAUUCCAAAUCAUUCCAAAUCAAUUCAAAUCUUAUCGAGCCAAAUUAACCAAAAACAUAAUUGUUGGAUAUUAAUAGCCCAAUAAUACAAUCUUAAAUUAGGAAGUGCAAGUCCAUCUUUUGUAGAUUUUUGUAAAUGAUACUUAUUAAUUCUUGGUCUUUCAUUGUUCCAA